CAGCGUGACCUCUGGGGACUGAGGCGAUGUCCGGGCCGCCUGCUCGGAUGGAUCGGUGCUCCCCGCCGGGGCUGAAGCUGGUGUUCCUGUUUCUGCUGGCGUCUACCAACACUGUGUGUCUGCACCCACAUCCCAACUCAGAUGCAGACCACAAGCUUCGCUGUGAGAACGAUUACCUGUUCACCAUCAACUGCUCCCUGCGCAUCCCACCACCAGAGGACACCUCGGACAGCAUCGGCUCCUACUGGCUCACUUUCACAGAGGCAUAUCUAGGGAGAUUUACAUGCAUGCUGACGAACACUGAUGGGGUCUACUUCUGUUCUGUUAAAACGACCGAUUCAGCGCCUGAUGAUGACGAUUAUUCAGAGCCCUUCUCGGAUCUAGACGCCUUUGAAAUCUCACUGUGUCACAACCAAAGUAUUGGGUCUGAAAGCUGUGAGCUGCUGGAUGAAGAAUAUAGGCCGGUGACAAACAUUACACCAAACGCACCGUGCUGCCUCACCGUCAGCCACGACUCCAGUCAAUACCACUUCACCUGGGCGAGUACUUAUGAGGAGUACAGCCCUUUCACCGCCCUGAUCGACAACCUGAAGUACCAGCUCCAUUAUUACAAAAGAGGAGACAAUGUGACAUCACCUAAAAUGAACACCAACAGAUUGAACUAUUCUGUGGGUGAUCGAACAUUUGAGCCAGACACCGAGUACGCUGCCAGAGUGAGGUCCAGUCCUAAUCAGGCUUUUUAUAAGGGACAGUGGAGUGACUGGUCCUCUGAGGUUCACUGGAGGACAGAGUCAGCCGUGAAUGGAAUCCCAUUGAACACAUUUGUGUCUGGACUGGGUAAGGUGUUCAUUCCCUUGUGUGUGAUGGUGCUACUCGUCUUACUUUUGUGCUACGCUCCAGUUAAAAAGUGGAGGAAAAGUGCCUUCAUCCCAACUCCAGCACCCUAUUUCCACACCCUCUACAGCGACUGCCAGGGAGAUUUCAAGAGCUGGGUGGUUACACAAGAAAAAACCACAGACAUGCUGAAGGCAGAGGAAACACUCAGGAUCGACAUGUUAACCAAGUGUGCAGACAUCCAGGAGGUGAAGUGUCAGACCCUGUUCCACCACCAGUCAAUGGAGGGCAGCACAUACAAAAAUAUAGCUGACCCAGUCCACGAUUCCUCUCUCCUGGGCAUCCCAUACGCCGUGCGCACCAUGGCUCCGCCGACGGCGCCGGGUAGCUCACUGGAGGGUCCGACCCUCAGCUCAGAGCCCGGGAGCCCUGCUGAGGGAGAUUCAGGGUGUUGGCUCUGCAGCCACACGUCCCUGGAGAGGGACCCUCCCUUUUACUGCAACGAGUACUGCACCCUGAGCGCCUUCCAGCAGGCUGGUCCCGUCACAGCAGAGCACCACCGGGGCCAGUCAACAAAAUCCUGCCCAACAGGGAUGAUCACAGUGGAAGCCGUCCCUGAAGCAUGAGCUGAUGUGUUUGUAUGUCGUGACUGGACAGUAAAUAUUGUGAAGUUGAACUUUAAUAUUGGGCCUGAAAGUUCAAGUACACACAUACACGUGGAGACGCAGUGCCUCGUAAAGAACUCUCCUACUGCUUCAAGCUAAAGAUAAGUAAAUUCUUGACUUCUGUUUCACAGUACAUAGAUGUUUGGCUCUCAUGUUGCUAUUUAGAGACCACUUCUAUUGUAAAAUGUUCUGCAGCAUUAUGCAUAAUGUAGAUAAUCUAAAAUAUUAAUCGCAUAACCAUUUGCUUGCAUUAAAUGAGUAAUAUGUGUACAAGAACUGCAACAGUUAAAAUUCAUUUUGACUGAUUUUUGAUGACUGGUUUGCUUUGUUUCUGAAUCCUUUAAAGACUGAAUUUCGCUCAUACUUUACUCAUUUAAUAAAGAAAAUGCAA
Messenger RNA from Chelmon rostratus (copperband butterflyfish), 1890 nucleotides. RefSeq names its product interleukin-21 receptor. Gene Ontology annotation, cellular component: external side of plasma membrane; membrane. The transcript has 8 exons. Gene Ontology annotation, molecular function: cytokine receptor activity; protein binding. Lineage: Eukaryota; Metazoa; Chordata; Actinopteri; Chaetodontiformes; Chaetodontidae. The coding region runs from base 27 to 1460 and encodes 477 amino acids. The record is from RefSeq and is a predicted model, not a curated record. Gene Ontology annotation, biological process: immunoglobulin mediated immune response; cytokine-mediated signaling pathway.